Molecule: messenger RNA, 2420 nt
Organism: Punica granatum (pomegranate)
Lineage: Eukaryota; Viridiplantae; Streptophyta; Magnoliopsida; Myrtales; Lythraceae
Source: RefSeq, a predicted model, not a curated record
CUCUCGGAUAAUAUCAUCAGCCACAGACAUAGCCCAAAGCUCUGCAGAAUCUCAUGGCAGUACCCAUGCGACUUCGCUUCUUCUUGCUUUGCCUCGUCUGGGCCCUACUCCGUCCGGGGGCGGCGGCCGAGGACGGUGAGCACCCAAGCGGCGGUGGCAGCAGCAGCAUAAUCUUCGCGUCGCUGGGCAGCAGGUCGGACAACGCAUUCGAUAUAUUCACCCUUCCCUUCCGAGGCCGCUCGAGCCCAAUCAAUGAGCUCCGGCUCACCGAUGGCCGGUCGCUGAACUUCAACGGCCAUUUCCCUUCGACAUCAUCGUCCGGCGUUCCCCUCCUCUCUCUCUUGUCCAACCAAACCCUAAUCAGAACAGCCGACGAAGCUCCCCCUGUUCCUCCAUCUCUGGAGCUGAUUUACGUGACCGAGCGGAACGGCACGUGGAGGAUAUACUACGACGCCGUUUAUUACGAAGCGGAGAGGAAAACCCGAAGCAGAGCGGCCCUUGAAACCACGGUGAGGGUUCAGAUUCCUCUGGUUGGGGGGGCAGGGGAUGGAGUUUCGAUGAAGGACAAGCCCACUCUGAGCGGCGGGCAUUUGAUUUACGUGUCGACUCACGAGGACGCCGGCGAGCCAAGGACGAGUUGGGCCGCGGUGUACUCGACCGAGUUGCGGACUGGUCUGACUCGGCGGCUGACUCCCUACGGAGUUGCCGAUUUCAGCCCUGCAGUCUCGCCUUCCGGGGUUUGGACGGCGGUGGCGUCGUACGGAGAGGUGGGCUGGGGCGGUGAAGUCGAGGAACUCGGUACGGACAUCUAUGUGUUCCUGAGUCGUGAUGGAAGUGAGCGGGUCAAGGCCGUCGAGCACGGCGGCUGGCCCUGUUGGGUCGACGACCGGACUCUGUUCUUCCACCGGAGAGGGAGUGACGGCUGGUGGAGUGUACACCGGGCGGUCCUGCCGAGCGAGGGGCCAGUCACGCCUGAAACCGUGGUGACCCACCGGGUCACGCCGCCGGGACUUCAUGCGUUCACCCCCGCGACUUCGCCGGGGAACAAGGAUUUCAUUGCUGUGGCGACGAGGCGGCCGGGGUCGGACUUUCGGCACGUGGAGAUCUUCGACCUGGUGAGAGGCGAGUUCAGGGAGUUGACUCGGCUCGUGUCGCCGCGGACUCAUCACUUCAACCCGUUCAUCUCGCCCGACUCUCGCCGCGUCGGGUACCACAAGUGCCGAGGCGGAGCUAACGGCCCCGAAACAAGUCCACACUUUUUACUUGAGAAUGUCCGAAGCCCUGUCCCCGGGCUCUCUCUAUUUAGGGUCGACGGCUCCUUCCCUUCCUUCUCACCUGCCGGUGACCGCAUUGCAUACGUCAAGUUCCCCGGCGUGUAUGUAGUGAACCGGGACGGUUCAGGUCGUCGUGAGGUCUAUUCUGGUACCGCCUUCUCCACCGCCUGGGACCCUGUCCGGGCAGGGGUCGUUUACACCAGUACUGGUCCCACCUUUGCUACGGAGACCACCCAUGUCGACAUUAUAUCUAUUGCUGCAGACAACGCGGAUGGACCGGUUGUUAAGAAACUGACCACUAAUGGCAAGAAUAAUGCAUUCCCGGCGCUGUCCCCUGAUGGGAAGUGGAUCGUGUUCCGAUCAGGCCGAUCGGGGCACAAGAACCUGUACAUAAUGGAUGCCGUUGAGGGAGAGAUGGGGAGACUUCAGAGGCUGACCAAAGGCCCAUGGACCGAUACGAUGUGCGCAUGGUCCCCAGAUGGUGAGUGGAUUGCCUUCGCAUCCGACAGGAGCAAACCUGGCAGUGGAAGCUUUGAGCUGUACCUCAUCCAUCCCAAUGGGACCGGGCUGAGGAAGCUGGUCCAGAGCGGGUUGGCCGGCCGGACUAACCACCCGUACUUCAGCCCGGACGGGCAGAGCUUGGUAUUUACUUCAGACUAUGCAGGAGUGUCAGCUGAACCAAUCUCGAAUCCACACCACUAUCAGCCCUAUGGCGAGAUAUUCACGAUCAAAUUGGACGGAUCCAAUUUGAGGAGGCUGACACAUAACUCAUUCGAGGAUGGGACCCCUGCUUGGGGGCCAGCGUACAUCAGGCCUCGGGACGUGGAGUUACCCAAUUAUGGUGCCCGGUGCGAGUUCGAAGACUGCCACUGGCUUAAUGAGAUACCCAGGAAGGGCUUUGCUGGUUCCCACCCCGGAUCUGCCAUUGCCAGGCCUCAAUGUGGUGGUUCAUAGAUGGACUCUAGCAUUCUCUUGUAUAAAUAAUAAUCCGACCAUUGCUUCUUGUGGGUUGAAGAAAGAACUCCAAUGGUCGUGUCGACUUCGUAACAUAGGUAAAUAUGCUACUUGAUUUUGUAUCUUUUGUAAUAAAGUUGGUGUAUCAAUAUAACUUCUUGUUCUCUGUAAUAUUCAUGAGCUUUGAGAUAA